This is a messenger RNA of Thamnophis sirtalis, 330 nucleotides long. NCBI's taxonomy places the organism in Eukaryota, Metazoa, Chordata, Lepidosauria, Squamata, Natricidae. The record is from RefSeq and is a predicted model, not a curated record.
AGCGCCGAGGUUGCCCAUCGAGGGACUUCGGCCCCGGGGACGGUGUCGGUGGAGCGGCGGCCGGGCUGGGAGGACAACCGACAUGUGGCUGCUCGGUAGCGGGCUCCCCUGCGCUGCCCUCGCCCCGAGGAGCCUCACGAGGCUUCUAUCGGAGGGCAAACCGAUGUUUGGAAACCAGCGGAGGACUUCAAGCUCGAAUUCGCUGCCAGAAGCCCAGAUGGGACAUUUUCAAGAGGGACCCGAUUUGAAAGAUUUCAUAUCUGGGGAACUUUCGGACAAAGCCAAGUGGGCGGAAUACAAAGGCAAUUUAAAGCGUCAAAAAGGAGAAAG